Molecule: messenger RNA, 6446 nt
Organism: Closterium sp. NIES-67
Lineage: Eukaryota; Viridiplantae; Streptophyta; Zygnematophyceae; Desmidiales; Closteriaceae
Source: the annotation of a GenBank genome assembly
UCUGAACCAACUGAACCUUACCUCCUGUCGCUCCCUCGCACUCUUGUCUUUCUCGUCUGCGUCGUCUUUCAGACCCCCGCGAACGCUCGUUGGUUAGAACGUCCUGUCCUGUCAACUGCUGACGAUUGCUGAGGCGUCCCUGCUCGUCGUCCCACAACCCGUGACUCUUCUGCUCCUCGCGACGUGGUUAUCCCGUCUAGGCCUCUAAUAGAGUAAAUGAAAUAGGCUUACUUCUGAGUCGACUCAAAAGUCACCUCGUAUUUGCGGCGUAAUUAUCCCGACUAGGCCUCUAGCAGAGCGAUGGAAUAGGCUGGUAUCUCACCGUCGUGUGUAACCUUUCCCCGCUCCUACUCGUUAGCUGCGAGGUCCCUUACCAUGGCAAUCACGCAUUUGAUCGAGCAGCAGCCGCUGCAGACUAGCAGGGUGGCGCUAAACGACGUGAAAAAGAGCCUCCUAGUGGCACUCGGGAAGCUCAACGACCGCGACACGCAGCAGAACGCGGUGGCGGAUCUGCAGAACAUCGUCGAGUUCCUGCCGCCCGAAGGCAUCCCCGUCUUCCUCUCCUGCCUCUAUGAGACCGACAGCACUCACCGCACCUUCGUGCGGAAAGAAUGCCUCAGGCAGUUCGCCAUCCUUGCGAUGACUUUCGGCCCGCUCCUGUCGCCGCACCUCCCCAAGAUCGUCGCAGCCGUCGUCCGUCGCCUGCGCGACCCCGAGUCCACCUUGAUCGACUCGUGCGCAGAAGCCAUGGCGACACUCGUCCAGCACGUGCCACCACCUCCCCAUGAUACAGUUCCCGGAGCUAUCCCCGUCGGUGGGUUCGGCGCUAUGGGCGUUUACGUUCGGCCGCUGCUCGACACGCUCGGCGAGCAGAGCCGAAACUCGCAGGCAGGUGCAGCGAUCUGCCUCGACCGCGUUUUCCGGGCUGCCCGGGAGAAAAUGGAGCCGAGCGCGGCGCGCGUGCUGAUGCGCGCCAAUGGGAUGCUCUCGCGGCAGGGGUUCCAAGCGAAGGCGCAAUUGCUUGGGGCCGUAGCGAGCCUUGCUGAGGUGUGCGGGGAGUCCAUGGGCGCGCAAGUGCCCGUGCUGGUGUCCGCCGCGACCGCCGCGGUGGUUUCCGCGGACUGGGCGACGCGCAAGGCGGCGGUGGACCUGCUGGGGCAGCUCGCGAUGAACCUGCCGGCGGAGUUCCUGGGAGAGAGCCGCGCUGGGGUUAUGAAGGCCCUGGACCAGUGCAAAGGGGAUAAGGUGAAGAAUGUCCGCGAUUCUCUGGCCCAAGCCAAGCAGGCGUGGGCGUGUGUGGAGUGGGAUGAACCACCCCCAGCGGGUCAGCACCAGGUGUUGUCAAUGCCAACAUCGUCAGCAGGAGAAACAGCGGAACAAGCGCCGUCGAUCUCCUCUGCUGGUGGUGCAGCGAGCAACACACCAGGAAGGCGCAACAGCCUCUCACCUGCUGCAGCAGAGAAAGACAGAAGCAUUGGCAGUCGGUCGAUGAAGCUCCAAGGCCGCUCGUCCUCGCUUGUAGCUGACCCGUUUCAAGGUACUCGAGAGGCACCAGACGCAGCAGUGACAACACCAGCAGCAGAAGCAGCGACCAGUGUGACCCCUGCUGUGAAGCGUGGCGGAGUGGGGGGGAUUUUGGCUCGCACGCUUAGUGGGCUGGGUCGAGCUCGAGUCAAGGAAGCAACAGCGGCAGCAGCAGCAGCAAGUGCAGCCGCAGCAGGAGAAGAGGGAGGGCGGAAAGGAGGGGAAGGAGGAGGGGAAGGAGGAGCGGGAGGAGUUGGAGGGUUGAAAAAGGCGGGAAUAGGUUCUCAUGCAUGGGCCCCAGACCUGUCUCAGGCUAAAUCCGGGGAAGCUUCUAACGCGGAUAAUGCAGCAGGAGGGAAGGCUGGUCGGCCUAAGUUUGAGCGGCAGCCGCUGCGAGGGAACCCCCUGUUUUUCAAAAAGGCAGGCGCCGGGGGUAAAACUGGGGGAGGCGAUGACUGGUCCGUUGAAGUCAUGGUUCCUAAAUCGAAGGGUGGGGCUGGGGGGGAGACAGGUGACAGUAACGGGGGGGAGGGUAGUGGAGGGAAGAAGGGAGAGGAAGGGAGGGGAGACGGCAGGCAGGGGGGAGGAGCAGGGGUAAGUGCGCACGAAAAUCGGGUGCAGCCAAAUGGUGUGAAGGCGAGGAGACACUCUGUUUCUGGGAUUGCUGCUAUGAAGGCUGCCGCAACUGUAGGGAAAGGAAGGGAGGGGGCAGGGGGAGGAGGGAAAGGCGGAGCAGCGGCGGAUUGGAAUGUGGAAAUUCUGGUGCCGAAGGGACGCGGUGGGUGGAAUACGGCGAGUGGAGAGGCAGAAGAGAAGAAGGAGAUGCAUGGAGGAGGGGAGACGAGGGAGGAGGGUGGAGAAGGGGCGGGUGGGAAGGGGAAGGAGUGGGAGGUGGAGGUGUUUGUGCCUGAGGGGAGGGGUGGACUGGAAAAGGCUGAACUGGAAGAGGGGAAGGAAGCGCAAAGGGAGAACCAACAGCAGCAGCAGCAGCAGCAGCAUCAGCACCAGCAGCAGCAGUACCAGCAGUACAAGCACCAGCAGGAGCAGCAGUACCAGCAGCAGCACCAGCAGCAGCAGCAGCAGCAGCAGCAGCAGCAGCAGCAGCAGCAGCAGCAGCAGCAGAAGCAGCAGGAAGCGGAGAAGGAACUGCAGCAGCAGGGGAAUGAAGAGCUGAAGUGGGAGCAGGAGGCAGGAGAGGAGAAUGGCUUUCGUGGCGGGUAUAAGGGUGAGGAGGGAAGAGGGGAGGGCGGUUUGGAUAGAAUGGAUGGCGAUAUCUCUUUUGGGGAUGGGAUGGGGAGAGAUAUGCGGAUGGAGGCGGGGGGGAAGGAUGGGGAGCGUGGCGGGCUGUUGAAGGGAGGAACACGAGGUGCAGGGAGGUACGGCGAGGAGAGAGAGGAGGAGGAAGAGGACGAAAGAGGGGAAUGGGAUAGGAACGAGAAAGAGGGGGGAAGAAAGAUUGGGUAUGAAGGGGAGACUCAAAGCGCAGAAAACGGCGCUUAUGGCUCUAGCGAGACUGACAGUGACGAGGAUGGGAAUGAGCAGGGCGGAAGAGCAGACGAAAGGGUGGAAAGGAAGAAUCUGAGGGCAACAGGGGGCGCUGACCGCUUGGGAACGCAGAAAUGGAGCAAGGGAGGGAACGGGUGGGGGGGUGGGCAGGGGGAGGGGCCAGAGAAGAAGGGCGGGAAGCGGGGGGAGGAGGCGGGGAGGAGGAGCAGAGGCGCGGGGGAAGAGAGAGACGGGGGAGGGGGGGGAGGGGCAUUGCGCCAAUCGUGUGAUUGGGAGGGUUGGGGGAAGGGUGGGAGGGGAGGCAAAGGUGGGGGGAAAAGGGAGGAGGUGAGAGAGGAGGAGGAGAGGGGAAAGCGAGGAGGUGGGGGGGUGAGAAGGGAGAGAGGGAAGUGGGGGGGAGGAGGGGGUGCUUUGAGAAGAAGCAAUUCGUGGAGCAGUAAUCUGUCUGUUGAGACUGGGGACAAGGGGAGAAGGGCGGGAGAGAGGGGAGUGGGGGAAGGAAGGGGCGCGCAAGGUAAGGGAAGGUGGUGGGAUGGGGAGGACGAGGAGGGGCGAAUGGUGGAGAGAGGGCGAAAGGGGAGAAGGGAGGAUGGGAGGGGGAGGAGGAGGUAUGGGUCACUCAGCAGUCACUUGUCUUCGAGUGAGGACGAGGAGGAGGUGGGAGAGUCGUUUCCCCGAGCUCAGAAGAGGCGUGGGUGGUCUUAUAACGAGGACGAUGUUAUUGAGUCGAUUCCAAAGGGAGGGCGCAGGGACGGAAGGUACGGAUCCGGGAGGGGCACAAAGCAGCAGCCGAGGCAGGGGGACACGUGGCAGAAGCAGGAGGUGACACGUCAGGAGGAGCGGCGAGGAGGCAGGAGGCCGCAGCAGAGUCAACGCCAGCCGCAGCAGCAGCAGCAGCAGCAGCAGCAGCAGCAGAUGAAGCAAGGUGGUGAGAGAAGGGCAUAUGGAGAGGAACUGCAGGUCAGACGGUCGUAUGACUUCACCCAGGAGCACCAGCCGAAGCAGCAGGCUUUGGAGCCGACUCAGAAGGUGAGGGGCCGGCGGGCGGAGUGGGGAAGAGAGACGCCCCAGAUGAUGAUGAGUGACUCUGGCAGUGCUGUGGGGCCGUGGCCUAGAGACAGGGAGAGGGAGGGCGUCAGGGGUGAGAGGAAGGGAGGUGGGAGGGAGUGGGAGGAGGAGGAGGAGGAUGAUGAUGAGGAUGAAGAGGAGGAGAGGGAGGAGAAUGGGCUCGUGGGAGGGCGGAGAGGUAGGGGAAGGAGAAGUCGAGUCACUCAAACUGCUGCGGCUGCGGCUGCAGAUGCGGCUGCGGCUGCAGAUGCGGCUGCGGCUGCAGAUGCGGCUGCGGCUGCAGAUGCUGCGGCUGCGGCAGCAGUGGUGGCUGAGUUGCAGGGGCUGAGGCGACGACUGGCUGCGAUGGAGCAGCAGCAGGACAGCUACCAGGCAAUGGUGGAGGGUUUCAUGAGCGCCACCAGAACCACAAUGGACAGCCUUGAGCUGCGAAUGCUGUCACUCGAAGGCUCACUCUCUGCCUUAAAGUCCCUGCACCAGCAGCAGCAGAACCAGCAGCAGCAGAACCAGCUGCAGCAGCACGAGCAGCAGCAGCAACUGGCGUUUGCUGAAGCAGAAGCGGCGCAGCUGCAGCAGCAGCAGCAGAUCCAGCAGGCGUAUCACGAGCAGCAGCAGCAGCUGCAGCAGGCUAAGCAGUCGUACCUCGAGCAGCAGCAGCUGCAGCAGCAGCACCAGCAGCAGCUAGUGCUCAGAACCACGCGCACCACUCACAGCGCCGCUCCUUCCCCAGCAGCCGGCCCACUCCCAUGGCCCUCUGCCGGUCCCACCUCACCUCACCCCCUCUCCACCCCCCCCACCCUCCCCACUAUGCCCUCCCCUUUCCUGCCUGCUCGUAUCCGCACGACCAUCAAUAGUGAGAGCAGGGGUUUCUCAUCUGGCAGGAGGUUGUCACUACAGGGAGCGGGGAUUGGGGGGGGGAUUGGUAGCAAUGCAGGGAGGGUUGGUAACGGGGUUGCUGGUGGGUUCCUGCAGCCACAGCCGUACGUGGGUGGGUUUGGUGGGGCAGGGGGGGGGAUGAUUGGAGGAGGUGCAGGAGGAGGGGGGGAUGGUGAGAUGGCGUUUGUGCCUGUGGCGUCUGGUGUUGGGGCAGGACACGAAGCAGCUUAUAUGGAGGAUGAAUUUGCGGCAGCUGCGGCUGCGGCCGAAGCAGCAGCUCAAAUUCAAGGGCAGCAGCAGCAGCAGCAGCUUCUAAAGAGAACCGCUUCUCUGCAGCGUGCGCCUAACAACACCCUUGCAGGCACUGCCCGCACUCCCUCCUACUCCUCUGCUGCCUCGUCCCCUCGCUUGCCUCUCAAUACAAGCAUCAAUAACGAGCAGCAGCAGCAGUUGCUGUUACAGUGGCGAGCUAACCCUAAUCAGCCAAGUGACCAGAUAGAGCAGGCGAGCCUCCCCCAGGCCCAACCCGAGCAGCAGCAGCAACACAGGGACGAGCCUGGGCAGGGCACUGCAGCAGGUGGAGGAAGGGGAGCAAUAUCCUCAUCAGCAGCAGCAGCAGGAGGAGGAGCAGGAGGAGCAGCGUCAGCGUCAGCAGCAGCAGCAGGAGGAGAGCCCCUGGAGCCACUAAAGCGACACGUGGCACCAGGAAAUUGGUCGUGGGCGGUGGCUCUAGACGAGCUCAAGGCUGGGGGGUUCGAGGGUGCUUAUAAGGAGGUGCUGAAGGCUGCUGACGCGGGCGCUAUGGUGCGGCUGAUGGGGCGAACGGGGCCUGUGCUGGGGCACCUGGCGCCAGAGACUGGAGCGGAGGUUAUUAGACGAAUGGUGGAGCUGCUUAUAAGGGGGACGUCGGUGGAGUACCUUCUGCCAUGGGUCCGACAGCUCCUGGACAUAGUGACGGACGAGUCUUCCCUCCCCUAUGGCGCGGAGGGCCCAGCAGUGGACGGGCACUUGAAGCAGCACGUGCUAGCAGCGCUGCAGCAGGUGGUGAGCGGCGAUGGGGGAAGCUGGGUGGGGCGCUCUGCAGGGGACUACCGCAGACAGCUGGCUGACGCCUGGGGGAUGUGAGGAGAGGAAGUAGGGAUGUGAGGUUCGGUGGUGAGGUGAGGGGAUGUGCAGGGAGAUACAGUGGGGCGAUGGGGGCAGCUGGGUGGAGCGGUCGGCAGGGGAUUACCGCAGGCUGAUGCCUGGGGGAUGUGAGGAGAAGUAUGCUCAUAAGGUGUGGAAAGUGUACCCUUGGAGGAAGGGGACUUCACCUGCAGUUGAACUGGUGUUUAUGCUUGGUUUCACCAUCUGUGUGGCACUGCUUGAUUUGCUAGGUGGUGUAGUGUAGUGUCUGCUUUUGUUUGGAUUGCGUGCGACUUUCCAUUGGUAGUCUGUUUAUGUAUAGCCGGAUUUUGUAGUGUGCAUAUCAA